AUGGACACUGAUCUGUACGACGAGUUCGGGAAUUAUAUUGGUCCAAACAUUCUAUCCGAUGAAGAAGUUGAGGAUGAGGACAGUGCUGCUGAAGAGGAUCCAGAAGAAAAGGAAGACCACAGUCAUGCAAUACAACUUCUCGAACAAACAGACGAAGCUCUUGCGGUAAGUAAUUGGGUGGUUUUGCAUGAUGACAAAAAGUACUAUCCCAGCGCCAUGGAAGUAUACGGACCAGAUGUGGAAACCUUGGUGCAGGAGGAAGAUGCUCAGCCAUUAACCCAGCCACUAAUUGAGCCCAUUAAGAAAAAAAAUUUCGCCUACGGUGAAUACUCACUUCCGGAGACUGUCUAUGAUCCAGAGUAUCUCGCCGAUUUAAUGGAUUGUCCGGAACUCAUCCGAAAUAUCGCGUUUUGUGGCCAUCUCCACCACGGAAAGGUUGUUUUUGCUUUCCCAACUUAUUUGCGUUAUACAGACUAUCUUAAGAUCGAAAUUGAAAGAGGCUUGAGUAUAAAAUCUACACCAAUGACACUGGUUUUGCCUGAUAUGCGAAACAAGUCUUUCCUCAUCAACAUUUUUGACACUCCUGGUCAUGUGAAUUUCUCCGAUGAAGUUACCGCGGCCUUCCGCAUCUGUGACGCUGUCUGCUUGUUCGUCGACGUCAGCGAGGGCGUUCUCAUGAAUACAGAGCGUCUUUUGAAACACGCUCUCCAGGAGCGCCUACCUAUCUUACUCUGUCUGAAUAAGAUAGAUAGACUCAUUCUCGAACUCAAACUCCCCCCUAAUGAUGCCUACUACAAGAUCAAAAACAUUAUUGAUGAAGUUAACUCACUCAUUUCCACGUUUUCUGAAGGUCACAUGGUGAGUCCAUUGCUAGGCAAUGUUUGCUUCGCGAGCUCCUACUACAGGUUCUGCUUCACGCUGGAGUCGUUCGCCAAAAUCUACACAGACACAUUUGACGGCACAGUUGACUACAAAAGCUUUGCAAAACGCCUUUGGGGUGACCAGUACUUCAACUCUGAGACCAAAGCCUUUAAAUCAAAGCCGCCAACCUCCUCGUCAGUGCGAAGCUUCGUGGAAUUCAUUCUGGAACCCAUCUACAAGAUUUUCGCACAAACCGCCGGCGAUGUCGACACGUGUCUACCCGGACUCUGCAACGAACUCGGCAUCCACCUCUCUAAGUCCGAGCUCAAACUGAACGUCCGCCCACUACUUCGGCUCAUUUUCAGUCGAUUUUUCGGCGACUUUUCUGGUUUCGUUUCGAUGUGCGUGGAUCACGCUCCCAGUCCAUUGGCUGGGGCCGCAGCGAAGGUCGCACACACUUACUCCGGUCCACUGGACUCUGCCAUCGCACACGACAUGAUCGCCUGCAGGGCCGAGUCGCCCCAUCUAAUGGUGCACACCACAAAGCUCUACCCCGACGAGGAUGCCGUCUCCUUCCACGCCUUCGGACGCGUCCUGUCGGGUCGGCUGGAGGCCGGUCACGAUGUCAAGGUUCUUGGCGAGGCCUAUUCCCUAGACGACGAAGAAGAUUCUCGUCCUGCUGUCGUUGGACGGCUCUGGGUCCUUUCCCGUUUGUUGUGUUGCAGUUAUCGUCUUGAGGUCAACCGCGUUCCCGCGGGUAACUGGGUGCUCAUAGAAGGCGUCGACCAAGCCAUCGUCAAGACGUCGACCAUCACCUCCGCACACUCCAGUGGCGAGGUCUUCAUCUUCCAUCCACUCACAUUCAACACCAUCUCGAUCGUCAAGAUCUCCGUCGAGCCAGCCAACCCCUCUGAACUCCCGAAAAUGCUCGAUGGCCUGCGUAAAGUAAACAAGAGUUAUCCGCUGCUGAUGACAAAAGUAGAGGAGUCUGGUGAGCGUAUCAUUCGUGGAACGGGCGAAAUUUAUCUCGACUGCGUGAUGCAUGACCUUCGCAAACUCUACUCUGAUAUUGAGGUCAAGGUUGCUGAUCCUGUUGUGGCCUUCUGCGAAACCGUUGUUGAAACUUCCUCGCUGAAGUGCUUCUCAGAGUCGCCGAACAAGAAGAACAAGCUUACAAUGAUUGCCGAGCCACUGGACAAGGGCCUAGCGGAGGAUAUUGAGAACAAGGUGGUUCGAAUUGACUGGCCCAAGAAGCAGCUUGGUGAAUUCUUCCUGAAGAAGUACGAGUGGGAUUUGCUCGCUGCCAGAUCUAUUUGGGCCUUCGGACCAGAUGCCACUGGCCCAAACAUUCUCGUUGACGACACUCUUCCCUCUGAAGUGGACAAGGCGCUUCUCGGUUCAGUAAAGGACUACAUUGUGCAGGGUUUCCAAUGGGGCACACGCGAGGGCCCGUUGUGCGAUGAGCCGAUCAGGAAUGUCAAAUUCAAGAUCCUCGACGCCCUUAUCUCAGGGGAGGCGCAUCAGCGCGGCUCCGGUCAGAUCAUUCCGACGGCGCGUCGAGUCGCUUAUUCGGCCUUCAUGAUGGCCACGCCUCGUCUCAUGGAGCCCUACUACUACGUCGAGGUGCAGGCUCCAGCUGACUGCGUCUCUGCUGUGUACAACGUGCUCAAUCUCCGGCGCGGUCACGUGACCCAGGACGCCCCGAUCUCCGGUUCCCCGCUGUACAUUAUCAAGGCUUUUCUGCCAGUGAUUGACUCCUUCGGAUUUGAGACCGACCUGCGGACGCACUCACAAGGCCAGGCCUUCUGCAUGUCGGUCUUCAGCCACUGGCAGAUGGUGCCUGGUGAUCCCCUCGAUCGCACCAUCCAGAUCCAGCCCCUCGUGGCCCAACCAGCGACCCACUUGGCCCGCGAGUUCAUGAUUAAGACGCGACGCAGAAAGGGCCUAAACGAGGAUGUCAGCAUCAACAAGUUCUUCGACGACCCUAUGCUGCUGGAAUUCGCGAAACAGGAUGUAAUGUUAAGCUACGCUUUGUAA
Messenger RNA from Mesocestoides corti, 2898 nucleotides. The record is from the annotation of a GenBank genome assembly. NCBI's taxonomy places the organism in Eukaryota, Metazoa, Platyhelminthes, Cestoda, Cyclophyllidea, Mesocestoididae.